GCUUUGCGCAGCCGAGACAGCCUGCAGCUGGAGUACACCGACUGUCUGCAGGAAAAGAAUCGUCUGCGUAAACGCAUCGCGGAGCUGCAGGUCAGCUUGGAGCAGCAGCAGAGAGAGCUGGAGCGAGAGCAUGAGAGGAGCCGGGAGCAGCUGCAGCAGAGCGCGUGUCUGCACUGUUCCCACCUGUCCCUCUGCAGCGAGGACCGGUGCUUCGGACCCUGCUGCUCCCUUGACCUGGACAUGAGCCCUCACUCCAGCAGCGCCUAUCUGACGCUGAAGAAGACGCCACCUAGAGGUCAGACCCAUGAGAACUCAGGCAGCUCCUGUUCCACCUCAGAGGAGAACCUCCUMUCGUCUACAAAAGUUGAUGAAAAGGAAAUAAAUCGCCUCUCCACGUUUGCCUUUCCUCCGUGUGCAAACUCCAUCAACCGACGGUGUAACGUGGAGUUUGACUUGGACCCCUGGGGCAGUGAUGAGAACGACAAUAUUUUAGAUGAUCAGAGUGAACCUUCUCUGUGUGACUCCUGGACCUCUUUACACUCACACCUCUUCCCUCCGGACCUGGUCAAACUGCCCAGUGUUUCUACCAACCAAUCCAAUCCCAUCAUUCCCAGAAAGCCACCUUCCCUCUGCUCCCUGUCUUCAAGUCCCCCCACCUCACCAAAACAUGGAAGAGCCAGUUUAGCUGAUGAUAUCACCAUCGUGGGAGGAAAUCGAGUGGGGAUCUUUGUCAGCCACGUGAAACCCGGCUCUCCAGCUGAACAGUGUGGACUAACUGAGGGCAGUGAGCUACUGGAGCUGGAGCGGGUUCUGUUUGGCGGAGGGAGUGUGAUGCUGAAUCAGUGCACUGCUGAGGUGGCCCACUUCUCUCUGCAGUGGUGGACRGAGCUUUCAGCACUGAAACACCAGAGCAACCAAGACGCAUAUUCCAAGCUGUGCUCAGAGCUUUCUUUGCCUUCGUUUUUUGGUGCCGACUCCUUCUAUGUGCGGGUCAAUCUCAACAUGGAGCCUCGUGGAGACCCGCCGUCUUUGGGUGUCUCCUGUGAUGACAUCAUACACGUCACAGACACACGGUACAAUGGGAACUAUCACUGGCGCUGUUCCCUGGUAGACCCGGGCACCGCCAAGCCUCUGCAGACAGGAACCAUGCCCAARUACAACAGGGCCCAACAGCUGUUGCUUGUAAGGUUAAGAAGAAUGUCGCUGGACCAAAAGGACUUUAAGAAGAAGAUGUUUGCAAAGAAACCAUCUGGCCGCGUUCGAUUGGUCAAAGCAGUGGAUCCCAGCUUCCGGGGCGUUGGUUCCUCUCAAACUGUUCUUUACACUCUCGGCAAACGUCACGAGGACCACUUAAUCCCAUACACCUUAGUGAAACCGGUGAAGCUUCAGACAAAGCGGCCGGUCAUCUUCUCGCCGUCUCUUCUUUCUCGAGGUCUGAUCGAGAGGCUGCUGCAACCACCAGAGUCUGGACUGAAGUUCAACACCUGCCCGCCCGAGCCCAUUCCAGCAGGGGAGAGACAAGACAGAACAGUAUUUCUGUUGGAUUCCUGCAGUCCAGAGCAGUCGUUGGGCAUACGGCUGGAGUCCAUACAGGAAGUCAUCAGUCAGGACAGGCAUUGUCUGCUGGAGCUGGGGAUGGCCAGCGUUGAAGGUUUACUGAGACAAGGGAUUUACCCCAUCGUCAUCCACAUUCGCCCUAAAAACAAAAAGCACAAGAAGCUGAGGAAGUUUUUUCCUCGGUGUGGAGAGGACAGUGUGAUGGAGGAGGUGUGCCAGGCCGAGGAGCUGCAGCUGGAGAACCUCCCCAUGCUUUACUACACCCUGGAGCCCAGCACCUGGAGCUGCACAGAGGAGCUGCUGAAAGCCUUGUGUGAUGCCAUCCACAGCCAGCAGGGGGCAGUAGCUUGGGUUGAACUCGAUAGGUUGCAAUAAAAAUACUAAUAAGCGCACAAUUUUUUUUUUCAUUUAAACCUUCAAAUUUAUUUGAAUGGUGUGUGAGAGUUGCCCAAACCGUAGCAGGAUCUUUGCAGAGAAUUUUAAAGAAGGUCACAUGAGGACGUUGUGCAUGCAUUUCAGCAACAAUUUAAUUCUUUGUAUUACAAAUGUUUUAUUUAAAGCUAUUCCUGACACAGAUCUGAGCCACAUAAAGCAGGUACAGAUGCAUUUGUAGGAACAUUACUUUUCUCUUCAGGUAACUUAAUAGUGUUAAAGUUUUAUUCUGUUGAGUUUGUCAAAUACUUGUGUUCUGUACAUGUCAAUACUUUACUCAUAUUUAUCGAAAUACUGUGACUUUUAUUUUAUGUAUGUUUUUUAGUAGCAUCAGGUAAGCAGUCAUGGUUGCAUUUCAGUUUACACAACAGUUCGACAGGUUUGAGCUUUUUUUUAUGCCUUGCAUACAAUUGUAGCCAGUUUUUAAUACAAAAAUAACUGACCUGACUUCAGCUUUAAUGAUGUAAAUUUUAACAUAGCUAAUAUUUUGCAUGGACUGUGCCUUCCACGUAUGUGUUAUUAAAAGAAACAAAAAAAUGUUAUUUCUGUUCAAGAUAAGUCAGGACAAUUUCUCCAAAACGUGUAAUUCAACUGUCAAAAAGAGCUUUUAGUAAAGAAAUAAUAAUAAACAUAUUGUAAUUGU
Austrofundulus limnaeus is the source of this 2632-nucleotide messenger RNA. RefSeq names its product caspase recruitment domain-containing protein 11. The record is from RefSeq and is a predicted model, not a curated record. Lineage: Eukaryota; Metazoa; Chordata; Actinopteri; Cyprinodontiformes; Rivulidae. Gene Ontology annotation, molecular function: CARD domain binding. Gene Ontology annotation, cellular component: cytoplasm. Gene Ontology annotation, biological process: regulation of apoptotic process.